Molecule: messenger RNA, 2238 nt
Organism: Pararge aegeria (speckled wood butterfly)
Lineage: Eukaryota; Metazoa; Arthropoda; Insecta; Lepidoptera; Nymphalidae
Gene: GlyT
Product: sodium- and chloride-dependent glycine transporter 1-like
Exons: 13
Coding region: 190-2142 (650 amino acids)
Biological process (GO): sodium ion transmembrane transport
Cellular component (GO): membrane
Source: RefSeq, a predicted model, not a curated record
UUCAUUUCUGAAAUGACGCAAUAAACCAAUCACGUUAUUAAUCGUUCGUGAAAAUCCGGGAACUGUAGCUAAUAUGAUGUAGGUAGGUUCGAUGCUGUGUGGUCCCUGUGCAAUCGGUGUUCAAGUGAUUCUCGAUAAAAUGGCAAAGCUGCGUAUUUUAAUGAAAUAGCUCUCUCUCUCCACAACAUAAUGAAGUCGGAAAAGAAAUCUAAAACACCUAUCCCCGCGGUGACUAAAAACAUAGCCACCAUGGACAUAAAUUACUCAGAUAGUAAGGAUGAGCUGGCAAAAGAGUCGACGGCGGAUGAGUCGGAACCUGAACGCGGGAAUUGGACUGGACGAUUUGACUUCCUCUUAUCACUGCUAGGAUAUAGCGUCGGGUUAGGAAACGUCUGGAGGUUUCCAUAUCUGUGUUACAAUAACGGAGGAGGUGCAUUUCUAAUACCUUUUACCAUAAUGCUAAUCAUUGCGGGACUUCCGUUGAUGUUUAUGGAGCUGUCUUUCGGUCAAUACGCUGCUCUGGGGCCAGUGGCUGUUUACAAUAGAUUCUGUCCGCUUUUCCGCGGCCUGGGUUAUGGGAUGGUCAUCGUCUCCAGUAUUGUCAUGUUAUACUAUAAUCUGAUCAUCGCUUGGACUAUAUACUACAUGGUCGUGUCAUUCGCGAGCAUCUUUUAUCAGUUGCCGUGGCAGAAUUGCGACGCCGAUUGGAGUACUAAAUAUUGUUACUCGUACGAGGAGGCUGACAGAUGCGAGGCAAUCAAUGGGACCUACUACUUACGUCAAUGUCUGAAUCAAACUUACGCGGCUCUACAUAACAUCGCUGCUUUAGCAGAUGUAGCUAUACGUAAACCACCGGCUGAAGAAUAUUUUACAAACCAAGUACUUGGGCUAUCUUCUGGAAUUGAAGAAACUGGUCAAAUCCGUUUGGGUAUGGCUGCUUGCCUUUUUGCCGCCUGGCUUAUCGUGUUUCUGUGCUUAUGCAAGGGUGUACAGUCAUCGGGCAAGGUGGUAUAUUUCACAGCCUUGUUUCCGUACGUGGUAUUGGUAAUUCUAUUUUUUCGUGGAGUGACAUUACCGGGGGCAUCCACUGGAAUUCUCUUCUAUCUGACACCAGAUUUUAGUCGACUUGCUAACGCUCAGGUAUGGGGUGACGCCGCAGUACAAAUCUUUUUUGCGUUAAGUCCAGCUUGGGGAGGUCUAAUUACGCUUUCUUCUUACAACAAGUUCUCUAAUAACUGUUACAUCGAUUCACUGAUAGUUGCCGUAUCAAAUAUUGCAACGUCAUUUUUUGCUGGUUUGGUAAUUUUCUCCGUAAUUGGAUUCUUAGCCCAUGAGCUAGAAGUGGGUGUGGAUAGAGUGGUGGACCAGGGCGCAGGUCUUGCUUUCAUAGUUUAUCCGGAAGUGGUAACUAGAUUACCAGUUUCACCGCUAUGGUCCAUUCUUUUCUUUGUUAUGCUGCUAACUCUAGGAUUGGACUCACAGUUCGCGCUCAUGGAGACAGUUACAACAGCAAUACUGGAUCGGUUUCCCACAUUUCGCCAGAAGAAAGUCUGGGUUGUUUUAACGGUUGCGGUAUUUGGAUACUUUGGUGGCCUAAUUUUCACGACUAAUAGUGGAAUGUAUUGGUUACAAUUGAUGGACAAAUAUGCAGCAAAUUGGUCCGUUCUUAUUAUUGCUAUUGGUGAAUGUAUUUUGAUUGCCUGGAUUUAUGGCGCGGAGAAGUUCUGUCGUGACAUACAAAGGAUGAUUGGAAAACAAUCGAAGCUCUGGGUUGUAUUUUGGAGCGCCAUGUGGCGGCUGAUAACACCAGCAGCCUUAGUGUUUAUACUGGUGUUUAACUGGAUCGAAUACAAACCGGCGUCAUAUGGACAGUACGUUUACCCGAUGUGGGCGGACGCAGUUGGCUGGACGCUUGGGGUACUUCCCAUUGUUGUUGUUGUGUUAAUGGCUGUCGAUCAAAUAUGUAGCGGACCUGACGACCUGACGAUUAUGGAGAAAGCCCGAAUGCUGGCUCGGCCAACCGAGGAAUGGGGUCCAGCUUCUGGACCAAUAUGUAGCGCCGUUUUACGUGCCGAGACGGAGCUGUCACCACCUGUACUGCUGCUGCACGGCCGCCCAGUUCUGCGCGAGCGGGGUGCAUGACCCCCGCACGCCCAUCCGCUCAUUGCUAUGCGGAAGGCCUCUCACGACGGUGCUGAUUCAAGUUCUAUAACCAGUGGUACAGAUAAUGAAACAAAG